GGCGUCUCUUAUUUAGCAUUUACUGACACACUACCGAACGCCUCCUCUAUUAUACUUCGCCCACCGACUCCAACCGGGAUCGCCACAGAGAGAUCGAGCGUUCGCUUCCUUCCUUCCAUGGCGUCCAAGCUCGUCAUCGCCCUCGUCUUCGUCUUCGAUCUCAUUGCGUUCGCCCUGGCCGUCGCCGCCGAGCAGCGCCGCAGCACGGCGAGAUUCCAAAGAGACUCGGAGGGCGACUACACUUACUGUGUCUACGAUUCCGACAUCGCCACCGGCUUCGGCGUCGGCGCCCUCCUCUUCCUCCUCCUCAGCCAGGUCGUCCUCAUGGCCGUCAGCAAGUGCUUCUGCUGCGGCCGUGGAAUCAACCCCAGCGGCUCCCGCGCCUGCGCCCUCCUCUUCUUCCUCCUCUCCUGGCUGACAUUCCUGAUCGCGGAGGCGUGCCUGCUCGCCGGGUCGGUGCGGAACGCGCAGCACACCCGCUACCGGAACAUGUUCUUCGACGGGAAUCCCUCGUGCGAGACGCUGCGGAAGGGCGUCUUCGCCGCGGGCGCUGCCUUCGUCUUCUUCACCGCCAUCCUCUCCGAGUUCUUCUACAUCACCUUCAGCAAGGCAACACGCGACGCCGGCCCGCCGCCCUACGGCGGACCUGCCGUCGGCAUGGGCACCUACAAGUAGAUCUCACUUCUCAUCCUCAAUCACUGCCAAACAAAAAACUUCGAUCGUUCCCUUUUUGUAUCCCUAUUGGUUGUUUGUUCAUCCAUCACUGGUAGCCAUAGUUAUUAUUUGGAUGAUCUGAACCUGAUUAAUUGAUCUUAUGUAUGAUAUGCUUGGUUUACUGC
Molecule: messenger RNA, 839 nt
Organism: Zingiber officinale
Lineage: Eukaryota; Viridiplantae; Streptophyta; Magnoliopsida; Zingiberales; Zingiberaceae
Exons: 3
Coding region: 118-675 (185 amino acids)
Source: RefSeq, a predicted model, not a curated record